Molecule: messenger RNA, 5833 nt
Organism: Silurus meridionalis
Lineage: Eukaryota; Metazoa; Chordata; Actinopteri; Siluriformes; Siluridae
Product: leucine-rich repeat-containing protein 49
Exons: 18
Coding region: 2332-4548 (738 amino acids)
Molecular function (GO): protein binding
Source: RefSeq, a predicted model, not a curated record
GGAGAAAAUAAGGGUGCAAACUUGUGCACAGAAAAAAAGAAAAAAUGGUGCAUCAGUAUAAACCAGUGGUAACAGCAGGAAGAUGAGAAAUCAGGCCACAGCAUGUAGUGUGGUAGAUGUUUUACAUGUUGCAACACAAUUUCCUUUGUAGUCCAAAUUCCAACAUUGAGCAAAAAUUAGAUCAUAUAAGCAACACAUCAUGCAGCCUAAUCUAUAGAUCUAUAGGGACCGGCUGUGGCUCAGGGUUGAGACGUGUCAUUGACGAGUCCUUCUGCACAGUUAAGAAGGCAGUCUGUGGUACGUCACUUCAACCCUGUGACGAGAAUGCUGAUGAUGUGCAAAUGCAAAGCCGUCUGGCGAAGGGGGGGACAAUUUGAAAGACAAUUUGCAUGGCAUUAAAUGUGACAAGCAUAAUUGUAUUAUUCUGUAUGAAGACAAUUAGUGCCCUAUAUUCCUCUCUGCAUGCUGUCAAUGCUUGAUGAGAUGACAGGCCUACAGAGAUGCAUUUUUGUUUUGCAAUCCGGUGCCACUCCUCAUGCAAACUAAUGACAUCAUGCUGUUUUUGUACCUAUGGGCUGCUCCUGCACUUGCUGUCCUUCUCUACAAGCUCUCGUACUGCUUGAGCCUUAUGGCUUGUUCUUAGCCUGUUUUUCUGACCUUCUUUAGCCAUGCUUUUGCUUCUUUUGUGUUUAAAUCUUCCAUUUGAUGGCGUGCUGCUUGGAUACAUGUUGCAGCACCACACCCCCCUCCCUGUCUCUGACUCAGUCAGGAUAUUUAUAGACAGACUCCUGCACCCUGGCGAGUAAAGACAGACCAAGUCCUCGUGCGUUAUGCACAAAUAGAAGCAGUGGCUAAUCAAUACCUAGGCUCGCUAGACGGGUAAUUAUUCUACCCAUAUUCUAGGAAUAGCAAAAGCACAAUAAUACCCUAUUUAUUUGUCAUUAUCGUGGCAAAAUACAAGGAAUAAUGCACUUCAGGAUGUGCUGUUAUAAUGGCCGGGUGGUGUGAAGCUGAGUAGAUUAUUUUUCGAGUAACGCCACAUUGUGUCGACUUUGAUUAUCGUUAUAUGACAGUAAUUUGCAAAUUGUUGCAAUUUUCAGUUUAGUAGCGAACAGCGUGGUACUGUUUUGAGCUACAUUUCGUGCCGUGAAACAUCUACGAGACGAGUCAGGACCCGUUUAUCACUUGCUAUAGCAGCUAUAAAUGCUUGUUCCCUCAUCAGUCUCUCUUCUUUGUUUCUGUCACAUUGAAUACACACGUUUUAUUGGACGACACGUGCAGCAACAAAACUGCUGAACCUUCUGACCAAUCAGAUUCACGAAUUCUACUGCGUUCUGUUAUUCUAUAAUGCACUAGACAGACUGACAGAUAGAUAGAUAGAUAGAUAGAUAGAUAGAUAGAUAGAUAGAUAGAUAGAUAGAUAGAUUGAUAGAUUGAUAGAUUGAUUGAUCUUUCAAAUUUGUGUGUUAACAUAAUGUUUAUUUCUUUGUUUGGAAAUAUGCGAUAGAAUAAUUCUCAUUGUCCUUCAGCUACAUUCUUCCAUGUCAGUAACAAUAAACUCCGAUAAAGUAAAUAAACACAAAUAAUCAUGUUCAUGCUUGACUACGAUAAAUAAGUAACCCAUAAUAUUAACUUUAAACACAAUGCUAACACACUACACUUGAAAAUAACUCUGUAGCAUAGGGUUAUAGUGUUAUCUAAUGUUGUAGUCAUUUUAUAUUUGUACAAUUAACUAAGAUGACUAAAUACAGAAAAAGUUAUCCCAACAUUUAAUACAAUUUAAACGCCCUCCCAGAAGUCUUCCUCGGAACCAUUUAUUGCGUCCGUUCUGCUAUCCGGAACCUUUUGUAUGUGACACGGGAUGUGAUUGUAACUAAUAAUGAAUGAUGGUUACUACGGAGACGAAUAAACAGAGGCGCUGCUCUGAUUACAGCACUGAGAGCUUCCGUGUGUUUCAUUUAGAAUUAUAAACGUAGAUACGUUUUUUAUUUUAUUAUUACUAUUAAUAAUAAUAAUAAUAAUAAUAAUAAUAAUAAUGAUAAUAAACGCGACGAGUUUGCAUCUGACACGCAUUUAAAACGUAAAUAAACACGAAAAGUUCAGAGCCGGAAGUUUGGUAGGAGAUAAGUGUAAUUAUCAUUUUAUUUUCUUUUAUUUUUUGGUGGACAUGAGGGCUCAUCAACAACACGGACGCGAAACCCAAGGACACUUUCUUACACCCACGGUAAACAGCUACAAGAUGCAUUUAGCGGAGUGAAAUCCAUUCAGUCAGAAAAACUCAUCCCCAGGCCUCUUGACAUACGGUUUCCAAAUGACUUCACAAAAACCAACAUGGACGCCUUCAAAGCUACUCCAUCGAGGCAAGACUCCAGGCUGGCUAUGUAUGGUAAAACUCUCCACAUACCAGUCCUGGGUUUCACGAAAGCGUCCCCAGGGGCGGCGCACGCCCUAACGCCCCCUCCAGUGACUAUCAAGAGGGGGAAAGGAAAGCGAGUCAACCACAGCGCCGAGCUCACCUACACACACAGCAAGGCCCCGGUGGUCUUAAGCCCAGUCGGUGAUCCAGUGGCACCGAAUAACAGAUCUGCUGCGGGUUUUCCAGUGGACUUCUCCUGCAGGAAUGACAAUCCUGUCAUCCUGGAUCGUCUGGACUUCGAUCGUCGUGGCCUGAUGGAAUUGCCAAACCUGGUAGGAAUGAAUAAGCUCCGCUUCCUCAACCUGCAGCACAACCUGAUCUCUCACCUCCCACACCUGUCUCACCUACGACACCUCGUCUUCCUCGAUCUCUACGACAACCACUUGAUUGACAUGACGGCCGUAUCCCCUCUUUGCUCCCUUAGGGUGCUUAUGCUCGGCAAGAACAGGAUUCAGAGGGUAUGUGGUCUGGACAGCCUGAAAAAGCUUGAUGUGCUGGACUUGCAUAAAAACCAGAUCAAUCGGAUCGAAAACGUGUCUCACCUGGAAGAACUCCGAGUGCUAAACCUAGCAGGAAACUGCAUCUCCAGGGUGGAGAAUCUGCAGGGUCUGGAAUCUCUGAUCGAGCUCGACCUCAGACACAACCGCAUCACGUCUGUAACGGAGGUGGACCAGCUGCCCUCUCUCCAGCGUCUCUUUCUCAGCGGUAACAGCAUCAGCAGUUUUGAUGACCUGGCCUGUCUGGGAGACUCGUGCUCUCUGAGUGAGCUCACCCUGGAUGGGAAUCCUGUAGCUCAGGAGUCAUGCUACAAACAGACAGCGCUGCGGUGCGUGCUUCCACUCCGACUGCUGGACAUGAAGCGCAUCACAGAGGAGGACAGACGCGCAGCAAACCUUUUAGCGCGAAAGGAGGAUGAGAAGAAACGUGAGAGCCACAAGCAAGCCGCUCACAAGGAGAAGCGCCGGCUGGCCAUCCGAAAUGCAGCGCAACAGUGGGAGGAGUCAAGGAGCUUCCUUGAGCUGCCAGCACAGAACGGCUCUAAAGAGGAGCUGAGCCCAGAGAACACCCCGGCCCACAGCCCAGGACAGACCAAUGGGAUCGCUCAGGAGCACUCACCCGAUGACCUCAGACGGGACAGAGGGAGUCCUCUAACUGUUCCUGAGCGUCCAGCAGGGGGCAGUGACACUAAAUUGCGUUCAAACAGUCGCCCCAACAGCCCUCGAGACCCCAAACUCCAGGAGGCAGGGGGCGCCAGCGUGCAGAGUCUGUCUCUGUCUGAGAGCCACGUGGCCGAGCUGGAUGGUGAGACGGUGCGUCUGUUCGGUCCGGGGGCUCUGGAUACUCUAGAGAGAGGCUGGGGAGUGCAGACAGCCAGCGCAGUCAAUAUCAUCGCCUUCCGCUAUAUCCAGUUCGACAGCAUCGUGCCCAUGCUGCCACGCAUUCGCCUGAAAUUCCCCAAUCUCACGCACCUGAUCUUUAUGGAGACUAAUAUAACACGGCUGCUACAGUUAGCCGCUCUGGCGCAGGUAAAGAGACUGGAACAGGUGACCAUUGAUCCAGAGGGAAACCCUGUCGUGAGUCUGACUCUGUGGCGAUCCUUUAUCAUAUACAGACUCAACCACCUGAACCUGCAGAGGAUCAAUGGCACAGAGGUAACUAUGAACGAUGUCAUGGCUGCCGAGCGCAUUUUUGGGACUCUGGGUCACGUGGCUUCGACGGAAACACCGCACUGCCGACUGCUCCUACUGCUCGAGGAGUCUAGGAAGCGGCAGCUGCAGUUCUUGCUGGAGGGCCGAGUUCGCAGGUUUGGAUUGAGCCCUGAAGAGCUGAGGGAAAACGGGAAGCUGUUGGGGGAGAGCAUGAGUCGAGCACUUUUUAACUACCACAGCAAAGACUCCAGCUCUGAGAGUCCAGAGGAGAGCAGCAGUGAGGUGCUGGAGCGCAGCUCGGCGGUGGAUCAAUACCUGAGAGGACUCGCGCAUGCCGUGUCCAGCACCAGCGUGAAAAGAGAAGCCUUCCACAAGCUCUGGCCCACCAUGUUCGUAGAGAUGGUGAGGGACUGCGUGCUCAAGACCAGGGACGCAGCGGCGUGUGCGCGCACCUGCCUCGACACGCUCUCCGACGCCAAAUGAGAGGGAGGAGAGCGAUGAAAUGGAAAGCGUGUGGAGAGAAAUGAAAGGAUGUUUAACUCCACCCAGAAAAAAAAAAAAAAAACGGCAACAUUCCUGAUGUUUUUCCCUCCGUUUUCAAACACAGUCUCCUAUGGAGAUUUAAUGAAAGGUAGAGAUUUGAAGGUGUGUAUGAAUCAGACGGACUCUUUCUAAAAACAGACUCACUGUGCCACACUUAGUGUCGGUUCUAAGAAAAAAACGGAAUGACAUUUGAUUAAACAUGAUGCCUGUGAUGUUUUUAUGCUCGUUCACACACACACAAGUGUCUCAGAAGAGUAGUAAUAGUAAUAAACGAAUGCGUUUCGCUAACGUCGGUCUUCCUAAUGGUGCUGCUAACACAGACACAAAGAGAAACAUCCAGUCUGGUUCUUUUUUCUGGUCCUCUGUCUAACUGAGAAACCCCUGGGAGAAUCCUGACCUGAACUGAGCCCCCCCCGCCCCGUCCUCUCUUUUUUUAUGCUGCUGGAUAUCAUCCAAACGACUUUAACUCUUCUCGAACAGAGGGUUGUUUUUGCGCUUUGUUUUCUUUCUUUUUUUUGUUCUGUAUUUUACAGGAUAUUAAAAGAGAAUGAUGAACUCUUGACUGCUCGGCGUCUGAGUAAUGAAAGGAAAGCACGGUGUGUUUCCAAAAUCAACAGCGCCCACCGGAGACGGCGCACCAGGAGUGGGCCGAAUCUGUCAAAGCGCCACUCAGCCCACAUGCGUGUUUGCAGGUUGCUUGGCAGAGUGUGAAAAAUGUUGCUUGUGUUUUCCUUUUUCUGUGCAAGUUCACAGGAAAGUCUUAGGUGUGUAAUUACUAGGGUGAGGAAUGUGCAGUAGUUAGCUCCUGGUCUGCUAGUGUUUUUUUGUUUCAGAAACGGCUCUCCACAUAUCCUUAUAUCACACACACACACACACACACACACACACACACACACACACACACACACACACACUGUUUGUGUACUUGGAUGUUGAUCUGCUAGAUUACCUUUAUACACCUAAUUAUUAUUCAAAUCAAGUAAAAUCACUUAGGAUAAUGUACAAGGUUAUGCAGAUCAUUGGUCACCACAUGGUCUUAUGGCUCCAGUCUACAUGUGAUGAUCUCCUUUCUACAUUCAACAAAUCCUGUGGAACACGUUCUGAUAUACACUGACCAGACAUAACAUUAUGACCACCUGCCUAGUAUUGUAUUGGUCCCAUAAUUUUGCUGCUAAAACAGUCAUGACUUCAACUUUUUUAGCAGUUUGAGCUACAGGAGCUUGUG